AAGAAUCAGGGACUCUCAGAUUUCAUUUUUUGCCGCAUACUGUCUCCUUUUUGUGAGAUAGUUCUGACAAAAAAGUACGCAGACACCACAGACCAGUAAAAACACUGAACUGAAGGCGGCUAAAACGGAAAACACGGAACACGCCUCUUACAUUCGCUCUUUUAUUUUUAAUAAGAGUAGCCACAAUCCACUCACGGUUGUACAACGACAUGAUGCUGAGGGUUGCGGUUAGGGAACAGGGGGUAAUGAAAGGAAAAAGACCAGAGGAGCAGUAACUUUCCUGUCCCUGAAAAAAAAAUAUCGUUUGCAUUUCUGAAACCACAACUCAGUGGUUCAUACAUCCGGAGUAUUAUGUAAACUAUUUAUGCUUUUGUUUUUUUUAAUUUUUUUGGGAACUACAAUCAGACAUGAAUAGAAAAUACACCAGUCUUAUGGCACAAUCUGUACAUGUAUAGGUGGGCUUCUGAAAAACUUGUCAUUGGUGAUUAAUGUAUCCUAUUCAGAAUAUCUAAAGCUGGCCUUGAGCUUGUAUGAGUCUGCCACGUUAAAGGUGCAGCAUUAUACCAUUAGUAGCCUCACAUGCAUGAGUGAGACCACGUCUGAAGGCUGCACACCUGACUAAAACUGAAUCCAGAGUUAUUUUCCGGGUUGGAAAAAUUACAACACCUCGGCUGUGACGGCUGUCAAAGUUCUUGACUCGAAACGGAGCAGAGAAAGACUUCACCAUUUCAGAGCUCCUGUCCAGUCCUACAUCUUCCCAUAUAAUUAUUUAUAUAUUUAUUACCUAGUACAUACUUCGUUAAGAUUCAGUCCAGUGAAUUGUUGAAAUAACUCCCCGAUGAGGAUCGUCAACAAUUCACUCAUUGAAAUUCUGAGUCAGUGAUGGAGGUUGUGCUUGCUCUCCCAUAACAUGAUUAAUCUAUAAUGUUACCUCGGGCUGUGUAUUUGGAAGAGGGAGAGACAUGCUUAUUCACCUCUAGUGCUGCAGACACUUAUUGCUAUUCCCUGCACAUUUCUGCUUGACAUGAAUGGAUUUUUGACUUGUCUCCGAUUUAGCCCUCCUCCAAAUUGGUGCAGGGGCUUCGUAUAACUACGUCCAGGAUCACAGCGGGAUGGAAAGAGCCAGUUGCACUAUGACAGACCCUUCAGUCAGCUCAUAAUGCUGAAGCACGAUCUCCAGCUAUUCAACUAUAAAUGAAGCAAACUAACUUUAAAGCACUGGUGCAUUCCCCAACACUAAGGAUGUUAGUUUAUAUGCAAGCUGCCACAUUUAGUGGUCUAAUUAUGCUGAGUUACAGUGCAUUUAAUUGCAUGCAACUACACUCCUAGUCAAAGGUUUGGACACACCUCAUUCAGUUCAAUGAGAAGGUGCGUCCAAAUUUUUGACAGGUAGUGCAUCUCUGCCCAGUUCUUUCAGUAGACCUGAAAUAUGUUGGACAAGAGGGUAAUGGAGUGAUUAAACUCUGUAGCACAUCCUUACAUUGAGGCUCUGUGUGCUGUGGUGCUUUAUGUACAAGAAUAAAGGUGAACACAACAGCUAGUCACAGUUGAAUAGACUUCUAUUCUUGGACUCGAAAGUACUGGAUGUACAGUAUGACAGGGCUACCUGGACAUCAUGUCAGAGUCCAUGAAAACAGACAUUAUAUACACAGGAGCAAAGUACGUGUAAAACGGUGAUCGUUUCACAAGCAGCAAUAACAAAAAUCGUUUAAUAUUAAACUGAGAGAUGGGAGACAUCAGGUGGAACAGAGGAACCAGGAUGCUAAGUCACUCUUCUGCUGAAACAACUGAUCACCCGAGAGCUAUGCUGUUGGAUUUUGGUAAGAGAAAUGUGCUAGGAAAAACACGUUAUUCGUUAAGAAGCGUGCAUUUGUAAGAGGUCAGCGUGGAACAGUGGCACUUAACUAUUCAUCAUGACUGACUGGGUUUGGCUUUGAUAAUUCCGAACGUGACAGCCUCUCCUCUUCUGCAUUCACAUUUUGGCCGCGUUCCAAAAAGGAGGAGUGAAAGUCUGUCCUCCCUUUUCACUCCAUUGCUCACGGCCAUAAACAUUAAUGACUCAGGUUUCUGCGACAAUGAAAUACCACCUUUGUUGCUGAGAGCAGGCGUGACCUACCCGCCAAUGUCUCGGCUACUGUUUGCAGCACUUUUGAGACUAAGCUAUGUUGACACCCGUGGAGGUGCAUGGGGUGCACUCUAGAACUGAACCUGAAGGAACAAAACACUGACGGACAUGGAUUUUUAAGAAUUUGGACAUGGUCGUUAGGGGGUGUUUUUGGGACAAAAUACAAAGAUGGUUUGAAUCAAAGGCAUAAUGAACUUCAAACCAGGCCUGAUUAUCCACUGCAUGGCCUGUGUACAAUGAAAAGGGUAUUCUGUAUCGUAUUAAAUCUACUUACUACUGCAUGGAGCUCACCUACCAGGGCCACAUAACACACUUUGCCUUUCAUUCAAAUAUCGAGUAAAUACCUCUCUAUAUGCAGGGAACAAAUAUAAAAUGACAUGCGCAAUGUGCUUCCUGUCUAUGGUGCAGAACGCAUUACUCUAGAUGUACAUAUGGUAUGUUUCAUGACAUGUAGCACAUUGUUGUUGUUCCUUUGUUUUGUGUUUUACAUUUAGCAAAUAUUUCUUUUUUAAUUAUUCAUCAUCCCAUCUGUAUGAAACGUUUGGCAGCUUCAUUGCACCUUUCAAAUGGAAACCAUCUUCAUUGUUCUCAUUAAGACUCUGCAAAAGUUGCAUAUAAACACCAGACAACACAAUACACAAAUCCUUUUUGAGAAUGAAAUAGUAGCCGGUUAAGCUACCAGUUACAAUGAAUAAUUUAUUGACACUGCAACAUAUUGCUUCAUAGACCACUGAAAUUAAGAGAUCUAGACCUCGGCUGGGAUUGUGAUGAAUUUUUUAUGGUGUUUUGGAUGUCCGUCUACAGCAUUUAAACCCAAAUCUCAAGGUUAAUCUUUCAGUUUUGAUCUCUGAUGAUUGAUAUACUGUGUUAUAGGACUGUUAUUGGCAUCAAGGGGCAAUAAAUAAUUCCUAGGGUAUGUUCUGCUCUAUGUCACUAAUACAUGGGUUAACAUUUACCAAAUAUUAUAUCUGCUGAUUUCCCCUCUUGAGAUACUGGAGCGUUAUUGGCAUAGUUUGUUAUUAAGAGCAACGCUUUGUAAAAAAAAAAAAAAAAUCCUUCCCAGCUUCCAUUUUUUAUGUAAAUGCGACAGAAAAUGAUGGAGCAAUUUGGGCUCAACAUUAGGCAUGCAUGAAUCGUUAUGAAAAGAUCGAGAUGUUUUGAUCUACCACAGCUGCACUAACCGAAACUGGCCAGCAGGGGCGGUGUGUGAUUUUACAAAAAACUUUGAAGGCGUGUUAAGUUUAUUCUUUGGCUGCAGUGAAAAAUCCAGACGAGGUGUCGAUGAUUGUUUUCCUAAUCAUCAGCUGCUGCUAAGAUUCAGGCUCCUGAAAAGAAAUAACCAUCUUUAGCUGCCUCUACAGUUUUCAUCUGCAGUUUGGUGAAGGGAGCUGUCCACUGCUGGUGGUGCUGAAAGUUUGCUCUGUGCGCCUCUGACAGACUUAACCAAACAAUUAAGAGAUAUUUCCGUUUUUAUUACAGUCACGAGAAAUAUCCUUUAAUUGUAAGAUUAUGCCUAUCUAGAAACACCAUCUCUGCCAACAUUUCUUCUCCUUCUUUUCAGCUCUGCGCACGCCGGGUAUUUCGCAAGCACUGAGAGGCAUUUAACUGCUGGAAUUACUGGCACACUGUAGACUGGCUCUCUAAAAAGCGUGUCCUUAACAUUAUCCACAAUCCUGCCAUUAAAAACAACACCCACGGCGUCAAUUUUGCAGAAGCGAUGAUCAAUUAAACGACCAAGCGAGGCAGCUUUAACGAAACAGAAAUGUAGUCUAUUUCGUGUUUGCUCCUCUACAAAACACUCCCGUGUUAACUCGAUCCAGCUGUUCUCCCGGUUCAGUCAGACGUUUUUGCUUUUAGUCACGUCUGUCCCUCAUCCAUCAGCCCUCUCCGAGGAUCACGACGUGUAAAUCCCUUUCUCUGCCACAUCAGCUGCGCUCUGUCGCCGCUGAAGUGCGCUGAAAUGUGGUUCCGCCGAUUCGCUCCCUCACAUCUUCCGCGAAAACGCCAACUUCUCCAAAAGUAAACUGCGUCCUGAGAUCGAGCCAAAUCUGCAGGUUGAGUUCACGCGUUUGUCGCGUUAAUUUCUUGCCGCCGAUCAGCAUAUUGGCUCUGUGGAGUUUUUGCUUUGCCCGCUGGAACCUCCAAUCAUGUGUUUAAUUAUCGGCUCUCCGCGCGUCUUUCUCCAGCUAGUCCAAAUCAUUUCUAGCCGGCUUGUCGGGACAGCAUCCGAGUCGUGAAGUCUCUGCAAUCACGUGAUUGAGACGGGACUGAAGAGUGAGAUUUUUUCUCAGUGUGUAUGUGAGCGUCUCUCCGUGUGUAGUUAGAGGGGUGUCCCUCCUCCGCAUUUUUGCUGCUUGCCAUGCUUUAGACGCCGGAGCGCAGGGAGAGAGGCGAGAGUGAGAGAGGUAACGCCGGUCUCUCUCACCGGGCUACCUGUCUUUUCGGUCUUACCUCGGGUCCACGUCGGUUCUUACUCGCCUUUUUGCACCCACCUUCCUGUGUUCUGCUUGUUUUUGUUGGUUAAAAAAAAAGAAAAAGAAAAAAAAACUGUGGCCAUUUCUGUUGGGCUUGACGCGGUCUGGUCUGCUAGGAGGAGGAUCGUUUCUGUUUGGCACUGGGUUUUGAUCGUCUUUCUUUUCUUCCUUUUUUUUUUUUUUUUUUUUUUUUUUUUUUUUUUUUUUGCUUUGGUUGCUCCAUUUGGACAGUAUAGGACGAGUCGAGCAGAGCUUGGAUGAGCCUCCUCACUGAAAUCCCGAGAUGGAGUUGCUGCUGAUCUGCCUUUCCCUGUGGAUACUGCAAUGCAAUUCGGCCAAAGCGGACUCAAUCAUACAUAUCGGUGCCAUAUUCGAGGAAAAUGCCGUGAGAGAUGACGAGAUUUUCCAACUUGCCAUAUCAGAUUUGAGUCUGAACGACGACAUUCUGCAGAGCGAGAAAAUCACCCACUCUGUGAAACUUAUAGAGCCUAACAACCCCUUCCAGGCUGUGCAGGAAGCAUGCGAGUUGAUGAACCAGGGGAUCCUCGCUCUGGUUACAUCCACGGGCUGUGCAGCCGCCAGUGCUCUGCAGUCUCUGACAGAUGCAAUGCACAUCCCCCACCUCUUCAUUCAAAGAAACGGCGAUGGCGCACCCCGCACUGCCUGCCAGCUCAACCCCAGCCCUGACGGAGAGAGCUACACGCUGGCUGCCCGUCCGCCGGUCCGAAUCAGUGAGGUCCUGCUCACUCUCGUCUCAGAACUACACUGGCAGAAGUUCAUCAUCUUUUACGAGAGCAACUACGAUAUCCGGGGCUUGCAAACCUUCAUGGAUCAGGCGUCCCGGCUGGGUCUAGACAUUUCCCUGCAGAGGGUCGACCGCAACGUCAGUCGAGUAUUCACCGACCUCUUCAACACCAUGCGCACUGAGGAGCUCAACCGGUACCGGGACACUUUGCGGAGGGCCGUGCUGCUGAUGAGCCCCCGAAGUGCACAGGUGUUCAUCCACCAGGCUGUGGAAACCAACCUGGCAUCCAAGGACAGUCACUGGGUCUACGCCAAUGAGGAGGUCAGUGAUGCAGACAUCCUGGAACUGGUGUACGGUGCUCUGGGGAGGAUGACCAUCAUCCGUCAGAUCUUCCCACUGUGGAGAGACACCAACGUUCGUUGUAUGAGGAACAAUCACCGCAUCUCUUCCCUGCUCUGCGACCCUCAAGAGGGCUACCUGCAGUCCUUGGAGGUGUCCAAUCUCUAUCUGUAUGACAGCGUUUUGAUGCUGGCCAACGCCUUCUAUAGGAAACUGGAGGACAGGAAGUGGCACAGUAUGGCCAGCCUUAACUGCAUGAGAAAAUCCACCAAACCGUGGAAUGGAGGAUGGUCUAUGCUGGACACCAUCCAAAAGGAAAGGAUCAGUGGCCUGACUGGAUUGAUGGACUUCCGCGCUGAAGGCUCCAAUUCUCACGUACAGUUUGAGAUUCUCGGGACGAGCUACAGCGAGACGUUUGGAAAAGAUGUGAAACGGCUGGCAUCUUGGGACUCCGCUCGUGGUUUGAACGGCAGCCUAAAGGAGAAUCGCAUAGAAAGUGGUAUGCAGGGAGUAACGCUCAAGAUUGUAACAUUACUGGAAGAACCUUUCGUAAUGGUGGCGGAGAACAUUCUGGGCCAACCCAAGAGAUAUAAAGGUUUCUCAAUAGACGUGCUGGAUGCCCUCGCCAAGAUCCUGGGCUUCAAAUAUGACAUCUACCAAGUCGGGGAUGGGAAGUACGGCUCAGUGCUCCCUAAUGGAUCCUGGAAUGGUAUGAUUGGAGAACUCAUUGGCAAGCGAGCCGACUUGGCCGUGUCGGCAAUCACCAUCACACCAGAGCGCGAGAGCGUGGUCGACUUCAGCAAGCGCUACCUGGACUAUUCAGUGGGAAUCCUGAUGCGCAAGUCAGAGGAAAAGAUCAACAUUUUUUCUUUGCUGGCCCCAUUUGACCUGGCGGUGUGGGCAUGCAUUGCAGCAGCCAUCCCUGUGGUGGGAAUCAUGAUCUUCCUGCUCAGGCGCAUCCAGGCGGUGCGCUGCCACAACAAUACCGGAGGUCACCCACCACCGUCUGUCUCCACUUCACUCCAGAGCGCCAUCUGGAUUGUCUACGGUGCUUUUGUGCAACAAGGCAGUGACUCCAUCCUGGGAUCGGUGGCUCUCCGUAUCGUCAUGGGCAGCUGGUGGCUUUUCACCCUCAUCGUGUGUUCAUCCUACACUGCAAACCUGGCUGCCUACCUCACCGUGUCACGCAUGGACAACGCUGUCCGGUCGUUCCAGGACCUGUCCAAGCAGGUGGACCUGGUUUACGGGACAGUGAGGGACUCUGCAGUGUACGAGUAUUUCCGGGCCAAAGGCACCAACCCUCUGGAGCAGGACAGCACAUUUGCUGAGCUGUGGAAGAUCAUCAAUAAGAACAACGGCUUUGAGAACUGUGUAACCAGCCCAUCGGAGGGCAUUAAGAAGGUGAAGCGAGAGUCAUAUGCCUUUCUGUGGGACAUGGCGGUGGUGGAGUACGCUGCUCUGACGGACGACGACUGCACGCUGACUAUAGCGGGGAACAGCAUGAGCACCAGGGGUUACGGCAUGGCCCUGCAGCAUGGCAGUCCGUACAGAGACCUCUUUUCUCAGAAGAUUUUGGAGCUUCAGGAAAAGGGUGACCUCGACAUUCUGAAGCAGAAAUGGUGGCCGAAGAAAGGCCGCUGCGACCUCCAGAGCCACGCAGACGCCCAGCCGGAGGGACGGGCUUUGCGUCUCCACAGCUUUGCGGGUGUCUUCUGCAUCCUCGCCGCCGGGCUGCUACUGGCCCUCCUGGUGGCUGCGCUGGAGACGUGGUGGAACAGCAACCACUGCCGUCGAGAGCAGCCCAAAGAGCAGGUGACAAAGGAUUACGGUCUGCAAAGGGUUUCUGGUCCAUUGACAUAUAAUGACAUAAGCGCUUCACCAGAGGGGAGGCGGAACAUAUGGACAGACAGAGAAAGAGACUGGGAGGAGGCCGAGGUUCUUGACACAGGACAAAGAGGUGAACCUGGAACAGGUCCACCAGCGUUUGAACAGCCUCCUGGACGAGGACUUAGCCCACAAGCAGCUGCCAGGCCAGUCUAUCGAGAUCUCUGCCCUGGACAUUGGCAGCAUGCAACCCAGCCAGUCCCUAGAGGCCUUGUCCGUUCGGGACUACCCAACCCAUCGGGGGCCGCCGCCACUCUCUGUGACCACCUUCCUCCAGGAGGGUCAUGGGGCAGGAAGGACACUGGGCGCGGCCGCUGGCAGGAGCUUGCCCCUGCCUCUCAGCAGUGCCACCAUGCCCUCCAUCCGCUGCAAACACAGGGCGCCCAACGGGGGACUCUUCCGUCAGAGUCCAGUCAAAACACCCAUGCCAAUGUCCUACCAACCAGUGCCCGGAGGACCCAUCCCAGAAGCCAAUGAGCCCAGCCACGGGACAUCCAUCUGAGCACGCCUAACAUUCAAAGACACUCGAGCUCAAACAGCAGAGUGGAGAGCUAAACAGCGUGCUAACUGUGUGAAGAGAUAUAAAUAAAACACUUAAAAAAAAAAAA
Messenger RNA from Mugil cephalus (flathead mullet), 8175 nucleotides. RefSeq names its product glutamate receptor, ionotropic, delta 1a (gene grid1a). The coding region runs from base 4883 to 8044 and encodes 1053 amino acids. The transcript has 17 exons. Gene Ontology annotation, biological process: monoatomic ion transport; modulation of chemical synaptic transmission; synaptic transmission, glutamatergic. The record is from RefSeq and is a predicted model, not a curated record. Gene Ontology annotation, molecular function: glutamate-gated receptor activity; transmitter-gated monoatomic ion channel activity involved in regulation of postsynaptic membrane potential. Gene Ontology annotation, cellular component: postsynaptic membrane; plasma membrane. Lineage: Eukaryota; Metazoa; Chordata; Actinopteri; Mugiliformes; Mugilidae.